Molecule: messenger RNA, 7978 nt
Organism: Paramuricea clavata
Lineage: Eukaryota; Metazoa; Cnidaria; Anthozoa; Malacalcyonacea; Plexauridae
Source: the annotation of a GenBank genome assembly
AGGAUGAAAACAAUUUUCUGGACUGCGAUUUUAUGCAUGCAUUUGAACUGGGCAGUGUUCAUUAUGAUAAUUAUGUUGUAAACAUCAGGCUACCUUACGGGAAAGGUUAUAAUACAGAUUUUGGUCAACUGAAAUCAUUAAAUAUCGCAGUAAGUACAACCCACUUAUUAAUUAUUUCAACAACUAAUUAAUUGAUGAUAUGUUAUCCUAUUUAUCCUUAAUACAUCGCAUGCAGUUGCUGUACACUAAAUCGAACAUUCAUCAAUCCUCAUUAGAAUUGUAUACAGCUAUUCGCGCUCGUGGACAACCUUAAUUGAAAUGGCUGUACUGUAUAUAAAGACACUUCUUAUUCAACAUGCUUAGGCCUGUUUUAUACGUCGAAUUUCGGUCGCGUCGAAUGCAAUUCAAACAAUAGAUAAUGAAGCUUAAUGAGGUUUAUCAUCUCAUUAUCUAUUGUCUUAAUUGCAUUCGACGCAACCGAAAUUCGACGUAUAAAACAGGUCUUAAGCCGGUUUUCCACUAGCGAAUUUUUUCGCGCGAAGCCCAAAUUUAAGAAAUGAACUCAAAAUUAUAGUAAGUAUACAAAGAAUACCCUUCGAAUAAUAAGCUUUCAAAAAUUGUGAAAUGACUGAUUAAAAGACUGUUUUUACAGUACAUUUCAUAGUAAAUAUCGCGAUUUUCGAAAGCUUAUUACACUGGCCGCAGCCAGUGUUAUAGAAUGCCCUUGCUGAAAAUGCUGUCUUUUUCGGGGUUUUUUUGGUUGUCGCAAGUGUGACUUUCCAUUGCGGCAUCGUGGGCUCAGGAUUAGCCGCGAUUUAGCUAAAACAUGCUCACGGUGAUUAGGACCAAUUCUACACAAUGUUAAUCGAACGAAUUUCGUAUUUAAACAACGUUACAAAGUUUUGAUGCUGUAAUUGUGGGACGUAUUUUAUUAUAUUUAAUUGCGCAUGCGCUUGAACUUUUCUGUGUUUUUCGAUAUGAUAUCGCUGAACUCUAUUGGUUUUGUAUGGAUUUUUAUUGUGCCGUCCUCUGAAUGUUUGUGAUCAUGAAGUGACGGCCGUCACGAAGUGAAGAACACCUACAUGUUUCAAAUUAGAAUAUUGCGAUGGUAUUUUACCAACCGUGAGGCCAGUGUGAACGUCUGAGCAGGCGUCUUGUUAUUCGAAGGGUAUUCAUGUAAACGUCUUCAAACUUUGCAUACUUACUAAUGUUGAGGUGGUCUUUCUAGUGAUUUGGUUCAUUUCUUAAUUUGGGCACUUUUUAACAAUCGUGCCCAGUCCUCUCGUCAACUUCGGAAUGGGUAAUUGUUUGAAACAAGGAAGAAAGAACAUGAGGGGAAAGUGAGAUUAACGAAUGAAGACAUAUGCGAAAUAAUGAUGGGUUCCGCAGAAGAGAGGAUGGGGAAGGAAGACGGAGGACUAGUGAGACAUAGGCAUUUUGGCAGUGUGGCGACCUGUUCUAAACAGAUAUUUUGACUUGGAACUUAUAGUCAAAGGAACGUGCGCGUGCGCGUAAAUAGAUAAUUUGAAAUUGCGUGCAAAAAUGGCAUCUAGUUGUACUAACACGUUAGCAUUCAAAACUUGUUGUCCUAGCCUGAAGACAGGCAGAAAAUAAUAAAAUAUUGAAAAACCUUCCGUAUAAUCUUAUAAUAGAAUUACACAUUAAAUAAUUUAAAAAUUGAUUUUAAAAGUUCCGGGAAACCAAAACUACUCUUACAUACACCUUUGUAAUGCCAAAGUCGAGUGAUGAACCCUAGACUCUCAACGCACAAUUGUAUCUGUCAUGUAUCUGUCAACAUGUAUCUGUCUUAACAUUUUUGUUUUUGUGCUGUCGUUUUAGGAAAUUCAUCAAAAUGGUGGAUUUACCAGAUUGUGGUUUGGUUUGAAAACGGCUCUUGCACCAUUGUUGAUUGCUGCUGUCGUGUGGUUCAAGAAAAGAAUAAAUCGCCUACCUAGAAGACCAUACUUAUUUGAAACGUAAGUACUAUUGUCUUUAAAGAAAAAAUAACAAGAUAUAAGUUAAUAUGAGUUUUGUGCAACAUAUUCGAUAGUACAGUAGGUAUAUGUAAGUGUUCUAUAUCAAAGCAAACACAUCUAAGUUUGGUUAAAAACAACAUGUUCACUAUAGUAUAUUGCGAUUUUAUGAAAAAUAUCAAAAAUUUCUACUAGAUUUUCUUAACCUUUUUUCUUUUUCCAUUUUAGUACCAUAUUCUGGUUGGGUGUUAGCAUUUCUGUUCUUGAUUGUGAGUGAACUCCAUUUACAGCUGUGAUGAACCUUCUGAAAUAUAACAUAGUUUUUUUCACCCUCUUUUUCCCUUUGUAAAAUGUGCUCAGUUGUAUUUUCGUAAUUUCUUUAACCCAUUAAGUUGCAUUGGAGCCCAAUAUGCCCCACUUAUUAUUUUACUCUGUCGAAGGCAGACGAUUUUACUAGUCAUGGGGAGAGCGCUUGCUCUCAUGCAAUGGGUUAAUACAAAAAAAUUAUAACACAUUCACUUUUUUUCUCCAGUUCCAUUGGAAUGGUUUACGUUGUGGGUUAACAUGCCGUUCAUGUUGAUCCUGAGCGACAUCAGACAGGGGAUAUUUUAUGCGACUUUGCUAUCCUUCUGGUUGAUUUUUGCUGGAGAGCAUAUCAUGGUAGCAAUAGUAUUUUGUUUUUAUUCCAUGUUUUUCAAUCCAUGAAUGUUUGUAUGCAUGUAGGAUAAUUUUAAAUCUAUAUGGCGAUAUAUUCCCGCCCUCUUUGUCUACAGUUUCGUUCACACGAUUAAGGCAGUACUAUAACUCUUCAUUCAUUAACACAUGUGAUUCUUCAGGAGUGCCGCCUUUAACCCCUCCACAGAGGUUUUUGUGAUCUAGCCAAGUGCAUAUAUGUUCGCGUUCAGCUAUUUUCUGCCUUAAUGGACAACUUGCAUGUUAGACUAAAUUUUUAUCUAAGUAAAGAGAAGGGAAUCAAACACCACAGCUAAAAAGAACAUAAUGAAAUUAGUAAAAUUGCAAAAUUUGGUUGCGAAAUGUUGUAAAGCUUGGAAAAAAUAGUCUAAAUUGCAAAGUUUGCAAAUUUUGUAUAUGUUUGUAUUAUACGUGCGGAAAUUGUUACCAUUUUUGGCUCAAAAAUGGUAACAAUUUCUUACGUUAAUAUCAUAUUCAAUAUCAUCAUGUCUCACUUCAGGACAGCAGACAAAGAAACAGUUUAAAAUCAUACAGAAAAGAAGUUGUCGCCAUAGUAAUUGGUGCUCUUUCUUUAUUAAUGUUUUUGGAAGUUUGAGUCAUUCAGUGUGGUCAUGUCUUACGUUAAAAUCAUAUUCAAUAUCAUCAUGUCUCACUUCAGGACAGCACACAAAGAAACAGUUUAAAAGCAUACAGAAAAGAAGUUGUCGCCAUAGCAAUUGGUGCUCUUUCUCUUCUCAUUUUUGAUUUAUGUGAGAGGUGAGUGCUUUCGUUUUCUUCAUGUAAUUCUUAACAUGAUCUUUAAUCUAGUCCGAGGUGAUUUAUGUAUUGCCAUGCAGCGCUGUUGGAUAAGUAUUUCAUUGACAGAAGGUCAAGUUAGAUGAAGUGAAGGGUUGCAGGGAACUCUUCUGAAAAGGUUACUUUCCACAUUCAUGUACCACAAUCUGCCAGUUGAAUUUAACCUUUGGCCAACAUAUAGGUUGUAGUGGAAUCUUGGAACCUAAAUUUUUGGGAACGAGAGAGAGAGCUGACGAUGAUCAUAAAUGUUUUGAUUCUAGGGGAAUUCAACUCAGUAACCCAUUCCAUAGCAUUUGGUCUAGCGAAACAGGCAAAAAAGCAGCAGUAUCCUUUUGUUUUUAGUGGUGUCCUGUUACUAGGUUAUGAAUAUACCAUUUGAUGAAGGUAUACUGUCUCAUUUACAGUAUAAUUAAAAAGGUUAGAAUAUCGCAUUCGUGUAUAUCUUACUGAAAGAAGGCAUAUCUGUAAGAAAAUUUAUAGAAUUUAUGAUAUAUACUUACGUUAUCUUACAUUUGAUAUUUGCUGUCUUUGGACUGUGGAACACGUGGUAAGAUAAAAACAGUCUAAAGAACAUAUGGGUGCAGCGUUUCGUUUUACAUCUCAGUCUUCUCUAUUUAAGCCACAGGUUGGUCUGGUGUGUUUUGGCCAGCUCGAAAUAUUUGCAGUUUGAUAUGUCGUUUUUACAUUUUCACAAGUUAGUUUUCCUUAAGAAAUAUUUUAGAUGGCAUUCUUAAUAUUUGCUGCCACCGGUGCUUGCCUGUACUUCCUGUUCUUCUUGCUAAUGAUGGCGAAAGUUUUCUUGCACAUCAGUGGCAAGAGGUCAGAAAUUUCCAAAAUGGCUGCCGGUCGAAGAGUUGCAUAUGAGGUAUUAUUUUGAUAUGUUUUAGUUUCCUUAACAUAUUUGUGACGGAUAAAAUACUAAAGCUUAACACUGGAUAGCUCUAUCAAUUCUAAAAUGUUCUCCCUGUUGGUCGACAACCUUGUUCCCACUCGUUGCCCAGGGGUUUUUUUGGCGAGGUAAAAGAGCGUAGAAAACCUUAAAACCAGUUUUAAUAAGAACCAGCCGUUAGUGGUCCAGCGUUACUACAGAAGGAAAACUAAACUAAACUAAUUAAACCACGCGCGUCUUCUAAUAUGUAAAAUAGAGUGUACGGUACCUGAAGUAUUCAGUAUCAUGCUUGUAUAUACAUAAAUCAUUCAUCUACAUUUGCAAUGUUGCAUAUAAACAAAAAUAUUUUUGAAAUCCGCCAUACUUAAUUAGAACCCAGGCUCUCACGCGGAAUUAUAUCACGGCGUGAAAGUCAGAGGUGAAAAAAUGUAUCACUCAACAUGUCGUUAACAUUGUUGUUGCACCAACACCAGCAAAACUAGAAUUUAUAAUUUUCUCAGAAUAAUUGCUUUUCUGAAUAGCUUUGAAGAAAUCUUGCAUGUUUCUCUCAUACUAUACACUUGGCAUUUCCUUGUAAUGACAAGUUUGAUCUUGGGUAAUGGUUCUUGUUAGCCCGAAAUUAGCCCGAAAAAGAUGUAAACACAUCUCAACGUUUCGAGCGAAAAUGUUUCAGAAUGACAAAAAUCAAUAUAAAGAGAUAAAACAUUUUGUACCAAAGGCUCAGUGGGAGAACAUCACUGGAUUCAGUGGGAGUGGCUGGCGUGAACACCGCGCGUGGUCAAACGUCAUGCGCGAGUGUAAGGAAAUGACUGAAAAAACUGUCUGCCAAAAUGAUAGGAGUAAAUAUAGGAAAAGAAAAUCGUUUAUUAUAAGGGAACAACCGAAGGUAUAAAGUAGGAAACUCCCCCGUUUUUUCCUUGUGACGGGAAGAAGUUAUACUGAGUUUACCUCCUCGUAAUUUUCUUAACGAGUUUUGCGAGAGCUUCGUGAAGGCAACACUCCUUCGAGUCUUUCGAGUACAAGCAGUCGAGGCAUUUGACUGCGGUGUCACUGCCGUGUACUUCAAAAAUUGUCUUAUACUACCAAAAGAUGUUUCUAUUUACACUGCGGCCGACCACAAGUUUGAGGAAUUUCAAUCAUGUUAGUUUCUUCCGCAGGUUGUUCCUAAAUGCGAAGUUUGAUUAUAGAUGUACGAAAAUUUAAAUACGAGAAAUCAUGCUCAUGAAAUUUUAAUACACACUAUUUUAGAUUUUCGCAAAAUUUGGUUAUAAUAGUUGAUUCGGCUUGACUCUUGAGCCUGUCCAAAAUCGUGAUCAUAAUUACAUGAGAUUUGUCCAACAGUUGGUUAUAAUCUUUACUAAUCGUUUUUUUAAUUUUUUAGGGAGCGUUUUAUCGAUUUAAAUUUUUGCUGGCGUUCACGAUAAUUUGUGCAGCAUUGACCAUCGCUUUCUUUAUUGCGACGAAUGUGAACGAAGCACACUGGAAAUUUGGAGAGAAAAGGACUAUUGAAAUCUCCAGUGAGUAAACAUGAGGAAAUAUCUUGAUAGAAAAGUUUACAAAGACAUUUAGUACCAACUGCCAAAAAGAACCCGCCAAUUCAUAUCGUCGAGCAUUCUCGUUAGUGUUUGCAAUAUACCACCUCAAUAUUUGCAAUUUUUUAACAUGCUUGGCUGCCACCUAAUUGUAAUAUAAGAGCAAGCAGACAAGCGAAGAAAGAUUGAAGCUUCGUGAACAAUCGAACAAACAGCCAUCUCUACAAUCUUUGACAAUAUAGAUUGGGACGAUCUAGUUUUCACAUGCAUUCGGUUGUAAUAUACCAUUCUCUGAUACAUAUUUUCCGCCCUCCCUCUCCCCACCCGUUUCAAUGUUGGCGCCGCGUAUCCAGACAUCAGAUUUUUGUUGGCCCAACAUUGAACUGGGGGAACGGGGGCGCUAUUCCUUUCAAAUUAUAUGAAAUUACAGCAGCUGUCCCAUGGUUUCUGGCAAAGAUUGUAGUUCUGUUAAGUAGUACACUUAUUACCUCCUGUUAAUUAGUAUUGCAUGGUUUUGAUGUAAUUUGGAAGAAACAUGCACGAGUGAGAUUUUCAAAAACGAUUGAAACUGACAAGAAGCUUCCAUUUUUCGUCGUCUGUCUGUUGCCCUUAUUUAACAACUAGGAAUAUUCAGCUUCAGAAUAAAUUAACCCGAAAAUCACGCGAAGUUGGUAUAUUACAGACACCGAAGUCGAACGCCACACUGUCAGUUUUAUUUUAUCGAUUUUAAGAGGUUGGGGAAAUUUGAUGGCAGGCAAAAUGAAGGAUUUGGAGCAGCGCGAUCGUUCAUUCUGCAAACAUGAGGUUUCGCCAAUUAGCUUGGUGCGUAGAUGUGAGAUGGCUGGCGCCUUAUUAAUCACAUUUGUAUAUGCGUUUGUUUUGGACGGGAAUGAAUUCCUCGACAAAUUCUUGUUGAACUCGUCAUUGUCUGUCAGCCUCGUCCCCGGGUUCCAACUCAGACGCGCGGAUUCGCGGCGCGACGCAGGCAGUGACGGCAGUGGACGGGUUUAGCAAAUCAAAGCGCGUGGGGACGAGGCUGAUUGUCUGUGGUGACUGAUACAGUAGACAACUCGAACUUUAACACAAUUCUUGCAUGGGUACAUUGAAAAAAUAGGUACAUUCUACCGUUGUCGUUCACAUUAUGACGUCAUGACGUCGUAGGACCAAAAAAUGGCCCAUGAGCCGCCGAGGCGAGUGGAUCAAUGAUGCAUUUUCUUACCAUGUUAUGGAGCAAAAUAUCACGUGUUCUCUGCUACCGGCCAUUAAUUUUAAUGUAAAUUGUCUAUAUAUUUCUCAAAAAAACACGUAAUGUUUUCUCGUUUUUAAAACACCCUUGUCAACAAUAAGAACGCCUGCAUUACGCAAGCGCAGCAGUUAUAAUGAUUUGUUCCUUAAUUAGCUAAACUAUAAAGCUCGCAUCGAAACGUUUUGGGGCUUUGAAGCGCGAUGGACAGAUAUCUAUACCUCGUUUGACGUGAUCCGUGAUGAAUAUAUACAAAACAAAGCACGCCAUUCGUUCGUGACAAUUCUGAAAGAGCUACUAUUGGCGUAAUCUGUGCGACUGUUCUAUUAUUAUAUAAAUACCGUACAUAUAAUUAUUAUUUUAUUUUUCUCUUCACGUUAGGUGCCUUUAUUGCUGGUAUAUACGGUCUGUGGAACAUCUAUGUGUUUGCAAUCCUGGUUCUUUAUGCUCCAUCCUCUAAAGCAACUACAACUCAUAACAUCGAGCUCAAUGACGAUGUGUCAGAUGAAGGCACAAGUGAUACACAACGUUUUAUAACUCAACCUGUAAAUGGCGAAACCUCUCUCAUAUAUUCCAUUGCCGGCAAAGGAAGUAUCGAGUAACACUGUAGUUUUUAGCUGUCGGAAGGUGAAAGGAGGAAAUAUGAAUAGUUUACUCUCUAGGGCAAACCCGGUAACGAUAUUCAAAAUCCUGACAAGCAAUAAUUCUGCUACGUAGAUGCUGGAGCUAUUUUGUAGUUGUAAGUAAGGAUUAGUGCCAGCUUGAGAACUUAUGACUCGUAUAUUUUUGCUUUUCAAUGUAGGAAGAAAGCAUUCUGAUUAUUAAGAUAUAUACCAUUUAAUAUUGUAAGUUU